AUGGCCCCCGUUCAACUCGCCGCCCCUCUCGCUACCACCCUCAAAGAUCAUCAAUCCCCCAACUUGAAAACUGCUCUCCGUCUCCUCGAAGCUCGUACUUCAUACUCGUAUGAAACCUUGAAAGUCACUUUGGAUGAGUGUUGCACGGAUAAUUUCACCUGGACUCCACUCCCGGAUGAGUCUCUGAGCGCCCUGGGAUGGAGCCAGUGUAACAAGUCCAAAUUUAUCGACACAUUCCAGAAUGUUAUCUGGAAAUGGACGAAAAACGCCGAGUACAUUAUCACAGAGGUGGUAGAAAACGAGAGUGAUGUGAUUCUCUAUGUAAACUUAGGGCACCGGUCUGUCUCGCUCGCGGGCAAGUCUCUCGCUUCCUCACACGUGUUCAGGCUCCGCUUCGACGCUGAUGGGAAAAUCGUGGAAGAAAAGGACUUCUUGGACAGCAACUAUGUACAUAAAUUUUGGUUGUCGGGGCCCGGAGCCAAAUCGGCCGGUCCUGCUGAAGGAAACCGUUAG
Molecule: messenger RNA, 513 nt
Organism: Cantharellus anzutake
Lineage: Eukaryota; Fungi; Basidiomycota; Agaricomycetes; Cantharellales; Hydnaceae
Exons: 3
Coding region: 1-513 (170 amino acids)
Source: RefSeq, a predicted model, not a curated record